Molecule: messenger RNA, 987 nt
Organism: Polistes canadensis
Lineage: Eukaryota; Metazoa; Arthropoda; Insecta; Hymenoptera; Vespidae
Exons: 6
Coding region: 87-911 (274 amino acids)
Source: RefSeq, a predicted model, not a curated record
ACAAUUUUCUUACUGUGUACAUAUUUUUAUAUUUCAAAUAUUUAACGCGUAAAUCGAAGAUUGUAAAUUUAUUGUUAGAUAAAAAUAUGUUAAGAUUUCGUAAAUUAUUUCCAAAAAGUGCAUGUUCUGUUAUAGGAAUGAUACAUGUUGGUGCAUUACCUGGUACUCCUAAAUACAAUGGAAGUAUGAAAGAAAUAAUAAAAAAUACAUUGAGAGAGGCAAUGAUUUAUAAAGACUGUCAAGUGGAUGGUAUUAUUGUAGAAAAUAUGCACGACGUACCAUAUGUUAAAUCUAAAGAUAUAUCAUCAGAAACAACAGCGAUGAUGACAAAAGUUUGCGUUGAAAUUAGGAAAGUGAUACCUGAAAGCAUAGCUUGUGGUAUACAAAUUUUAGCAGGUUGUAAUAAAGAAGCAUUAGCUGUUGCCAAAGCAGCCGAUUUCAAUUUCAUUAGAAGCGAAGGUUAUAUCUUUUCACAUAUUGCAGAUGAAGGUUUUAUAGAUGGUUGUUCAGGAAAUCUUCUUCGUUAUAGAAAACAUAUUGACGCAGAGAAUAUACUCAUCUUUGCGGAUAUCAAAAAGAAACAUAGUUCACAUGCGAUAACAUCAGAUAUCAGUAUAGCAGAAACAGUCAAAGCUGCAGAAUUCUUUUUAGCCGAUGGUGUUAUAUUAACAGGCUCAGCAACAGGGGAUCCAGCAGAUCUACAAGAAUUGAACGAAGUUAAAAAGGUUGCUAAAGGACCGGUUCUUAUUGGAUCAGGAGUAUCUAUCGAAAACAUAGAUCACUAUAAAUCUUCAGACGCAGUAAUUGUUGGAACUAGUUUUAAAGUAGAUGGAAACUGGGAGAAUGCGGUUUCUAAAAACAAAGUCCAUGACUUUGUGACAAAAUUAAAAAAAAUACAACAGAACUGUUAACACAAAUCGUCUUCAUUUAUAUUAACUAAAACUCCUACCCUACAAUUUUAUACAAAUGAUAUUAACAUAACAAGAA